Prosopis cineraria is the source of this 1512-nucleotide messenger RNA. Its product is annotated as tryptophan aminotransferase-related protein 4-like. Lineage: Eukaryota; Viridiplantae; Streptophyta; Magnoliopsida; Fabales; Fabaceae. Bases 1 to 1512 code for a protein of 503 amino acids. Gene Ontology annotation, biological process: amino acid metabolic process. The record is from RefSeq and is a predicted model, not a curated record. Gene Ontology annotation, molecular function: transaminase activity; carbon-sulfur lyase activity. The transcript has 5 exons.
AUGAUGAUGAUGAUGAUGGCUAAGAUGGAAAUCAGCGGCUGCUGCUUCAAGCACAUAGUUAUAUUGUGCUGUUUAUUAACUUGUUCUUCACUCAUUCUAAUUAAUCUCGUACUGUUAUUAAAUCUGUCGUCGUCUCUGGGAAUAAGCCGAUCAUGCUUCUGCUGGGAGAAGCAGAGCUGCUGGGCAAGAAAUGCAAAGGAGGAAGCUGAAGCAGUAGCGUCGAUCUCUUGCUCAGGCCAUGGAAGGGCCUUCCUGGACGGUCUAGUGCUUGCUACUCAUGAUGAUGAUGAUGGCAAGCCUGUCUGUGAAUGCAACGCCUGUUAUGGUGGAUCUGAUUGCUCUCAACUCUUGCCUGAUUGCCUUGUUGAUGCAGAUAGUGGUGAUCCAACAUUUUUAGAGCCGUUUUGGGUGAAGAAUGCAGCUAAUAGUGCAGUAGUGAUAUCAGGGUGGCAUCGUAUGAGCUACGUAUUCAGUGAUGGGUCUCUGAUCUCAAAAGAGUUAAAGAAACACAUAGAAAGAGUGCAUUCCAUUACUGGGAAUGCCAUAACACAAGGAAAAUACAUUAUAUUUGGGGCUGGAGCUACACAUCUUCUUCAUGCAGCAAUACACUCACUUUCCAGCCAAGAUUCGGCUUCGGCUUCGCCUGCAAAUGUUGUUGCUUCCAUCCCAUAUUACCCGGUUUAUAAAGAGCAGGUUGAGUUCUUCAAAUCUGAGGAUUAUAAAUUCACUGGGGACAGUGCAAAGAGGAAGGAAGAAGAUGAUGGUUUGAACACAUCAUCAUCAACCUUAUUAAUAGAACUUGUGACAUCGCCAAACAAUCCAGAUGGAAGAUUGAGAAAGGCUGUUCUUGAAGGACCUUCAGUGAAGAAAGUUCAUGAUCUUGCUUACUAUUGGCCCCACUUCACACCAAUCCCACAUCCCGCAGAUGAGGAUGUUAUGAUUUUCACUUUGUCUAAGCUCACCGGUCAUGCCGGAAGUAGAUUUGGGUGGGCGAUAGUGAAGGAUGAGGCUGUUUACAGAAAAAUGUUGACAUACAUGGACUUGACUAUAUUUGGCGUAGCAAGAGAGACUCAGUUAAGAGUUCUAAAGCUUUUAAAAGUUGUUCUUAAUAAUGGAAAUGGAAGAGAAAUGAUUGAAUUUGGACAUAACAUCAUGAGAAGCAGAUGGAUGAAAAUUAGUCAAACUUUGUCUCAAUCAAAACGAUUUUCCAUUCAGCAACUUGAAUCUCAAUAUUGUUCAUUUUUCCAGCAAGUCAGACUUCCAUCUCCAGCUUUUGCGUGGGUGAAGUGUGAAAGGGAGGAAGAGAAAGACUGGGAUCAAGUUCUCAAGACAUUUAAUGUUACCGGACGUGCCGGUAGCCUGUUUGGCGCGGAAAACCGUUAUGUUCGUUUAAGCUUAGUGAAGAGCCAACAUGACUUCGAUUUAUUAUUGCAACAACUUAAAAAAGUGGUUUCUGAAGAACGUGAUGAUGUCUCACUCAUGACUUCACCUUCUCCAAUAUAUGUGAAUUAA